Messenger RNA from Striga asiatica, 759 nucleotides. The record is from the annotation of a GenBank genome assembly. NCBI's taxonomy places the organism in Eukaryota, Viridiplantae, Streptophyta, Magnoliopsida, Lamiales, Orobanchaceae.
ACUUUUUCUAAAACCAUCAAUUUCUUCUCUAAUCAAGCUGAGUCAAUCUUUGUCCCCUCAAAUUCGAGCGCCAAUGGAGGAGAAAACGGAAGAGCCCUCGCCGCCGGCCGACAAAACGCAGCCGAUUUUAUAUGAGGAGUGCAAAAUCAAACCCAUCAAAGUACAAGUGCCCCGGCUGCUCCCUCCGCUCUUGCAGCCUCCCCUGCGUCAAUUCUCACAAGAAACGCACAGCCUCUACCGGAAAAAGACCCGUCACCAGCUUCGUCCCGAUCGCGCAGUUUGAUCAUAAUCUCCUAAUCUCAGAUUAUAACAUGUUUGAGGACGUGAAAAGAGUUGCUGAGUGGGCUCAGAGGAUGAGAGUAAAGUUGUGCGGAUACUCACAUUUUAAGCUUCCUUUUUCCCUCAAAAACCUUAAGAAUGCCGAGGCUGCUGUUUCUUUCAAGUGGAAUAAGUUCAUAUCGUGGACCAUUGAAUGGCGGUUUCAUUCAACUGAUGUUGUGUUGGUUGAUCGUGGAAUACAUGAGAACACAACUCUAUCAUCUGUGAUUGAAAAUCAUCUGAAAUCCGGUCCACGGAACCACUCAUUGAAACAAUUCUGUGAGGAGGCCCUCGAUUCUCUCAAUUUUUUCAUCAGAAAGUAUCACAAGGUUUGCUGUUUAUAUUAUUACUCUUUUGCUGUCAACUAAUUUAAGGUUUUAAUACUGAGAUCUAUUUGGUAAUUAUAAUAAAAAAAAAAACAAAAAAAAAACAUUACAUCAA